AUGCCUGGCUCACCGUCCUCCUUUGUUGUCGGGGUUGGCAUGACGCCGUUCCUCUCCCCCAAAAAGUCUGCAAGUCUCGCGGCCAACCCACAGUCAGAUUAUCUUGAUCUCGCUGUCGAAGCUGGAGUCAAAGCUCUGCUAGACGCUGGCCUCACUUUUGACAAAGUAGACCAGGGCAUAGGAUGCUAUGUAUUUGGAGACUCAACAUGUGCCCAGCGCGUCUUCUACAGCUUGGGAAUGACGAGCAUCCCCAUCCUCAAUGUUCACAACUAUUGCAGCUCGGGGAGCACUGGUCUUUGGCUGGCAAAUCAAGCCAUUCGCUCCGGUGAUGCAGACUGCGUCAUGGUUGUUGGCUUCGACAAGAUGUAUCCGGGAGUGCUUCCUCAGACACACAAGGAUCGCACAAAUCCCCUGUCGCGUGUUCUUGAUCUCUCCAAGGCGCAGAUCCCUGAAGCAGACCGUAAUAAGCCAUCGCCGGGUUGGAGUCCUCAACUCUACGCCAAUGCUCAAGCAGAGUAUCUUGAUAGAUAUGGAGGGCCUAGUGGUGCUGAGAGGCGUGACUUUGCGCGCAUUACGGCUAUUAAUCGAGAGCAUGGCACUCGAAACCCUUACUCUCAGCUGUCGAAGGCCGUUUCAGCCGAAGAUGUUUUGUCCAGUCCAGUGAUUUCUGGAGACAUUACACGUCUUCAGUGCUGCCCCUCAUCGACUGGCGCGGCAGCAGCGGUUAUUGUGUCUGAAUCCUUCCUGGCUGCUCAUCCCUAUCUUCGAAGCACAGCCAUCCAGAUCGCGGGCCAGUCCCUAGCCACGGAUUCCUCAAAGUUUUUCGAGUCAAAAAGCGCAAUUGAGCUUAUCGGUUCUGAUAUGACGCGGAUUGCAUCAAAGCGUGCUUACGAACAAGCAGGCAUCACACCCAAGGAUGUUUCCGUGAUCGAGCUGCAUGAUUGCUUCACCACCAACGAAAUGUGUGCUCUAGAAGGGCUAGGUUUAGCCGAAGAGGGUAAAGCAUGGAAGCUUGUUCGAGACGGUCUCAUCACAUAUAAUCCAAAAGGAAAAGAGAAAGGUUGGAUUGUGAAUCCAAGUGGAGGGCUCAUCUCCAAGGGACAUCCCCUAGGCGCCACAGGAUUGGCACAAUGUGCAGAACUGGUCUGGCAUCUCCGUGGAUGGGCAAAGCGGCGGUCAGUUGCAUCGACACGGUAUUGCCUCCAGCAUAACAUGGGCAUGGGCGGUGCGACGGUGGUGACGAUAUACAAGAGGAUAGAUGGUGAGGCAGCUCCGAAGAUUGAGGAUACAAAGCCGGAAGAAGAUGGACGAAGUCGCUUGGGCUACAAUCCUGCAGAAGAAGCGCGAUCUAUCAGCCGUGAAGACUGGGCGAGUGUGAUUGCACAAGGAGAAGCAAGUUCGGCGUGGGCGGCGGCUGAAUUGCCGUGGAAUUUGAAUCCGGGGGCUUAUAGUACUAGAGCCAAGCUGUAG
Trichoderma aggressivum f. europaeum is the source of this 1470-nucleotide messenger RNA. RefSeq lists its product as uncharacterized. Bases 1 to 1470 code for a protein of 489 amino acids. The transcript has 3 exons. Gene Ontology annotation, molecular function: acyltransferase activity, transferring groups other than amino-acyl groups. NCBI's taxonomy places the organism in Eukaryota, Fungi, Ascomycota, Sordariomycetes, Hypocreales, Hypocreaceae. The record is from RefSeq and is a predicted model, not a curated record.